Molecule: messenger RNA, 870 nt
Organism: Gorilla gorilla gorilla (western lowland gorilla)
Lineage: Eukaryota; Metazoa; Chordata; Mammalia; Primates; Hominidae
Product: SH3 domain-containing kinase-binding protein 1-like
Exons: 6
Coding region: 1-774 (257 amino acids)
Source: RefSeq, a predicted model, not a curated record
AUGGCUGCCACAGCUCCAGACAUCCUGUCCUUACACAGUAGCAUCCCAAGCAGGAAAGAAGAGGAACAGCAGCACAAAAGGCCUUCUCACUUGCCUCUCUCUGGACAGAGAGAAAAAUCUGUUUCCCACAGGCUCUCAGUAUACUGCCCUAUAUUGCUCAACUUAGAAGGUUUUGACUCCGUGGUAUCAUCUACUGAGAAACUCAGUCAUCCGACCACAAGCAGACCAAAAGCUACAGGGAGGCGGCCUCCGUCCCAGUCCCUCACAUCUUCAUCCCUUUCAAGCCCUGAUAUCUUCGACUCCCCAUGUCCCGAAGAGGAUAAGGAGGAACACAUUUCACUUGCGCACAGAGGAGUGGAUGCGUCAAAGAAAACUUCCAAGACUGUUACCAUAUCCCAAGUGUCUGACAACAAAGCAUCCCUGCCGCCCAAGCCAGGGACCAUGGCAGCAGGUGGCGGUGGGCCAGCCCCUCUGUCCUCAGCGGCGCCCUCCCCCCUGUCAUCCUCUUUGGGAACAGCUGGACACAGAGCCAACUCCCCGUCUCUGUUCAGCACGGAAGGAAAACCAAAGAUGGAGCCUGCGGCCAGCAGCCAGGCGACCGUGGAGGAGCUAAGGACACAGGUCCGCGAGCUGAGGAGCAUCAUCGAGACCAUGAAGGACCAGCAGAAACGAGAGAUUAAACAGUUAUUGUCUGAGUUGGAUGAAGAGAAGAAAAUCCGGCUUCGGUUGCAGAUGGAAGUGAACGACAUAAAGAAAGCUCUACAAUCAAAAUGAAUACUUGAUCAAUGAAAUGUCACAUUAUUCAUCCUGAGUCCGAGACUCAAAUUUUCUGCCCCAGCCAAAAUAAUCUUGUGCCAAAAGAUUAAAGGU